CAGAGGAGAGAGAGAAAGAAAGAGUUGCAUUCUGCUAUUAUUAUUUCUAUUUAAAAUAAAAUAAAAUAAACGAAGAGAAUAUUUGGCGAAACAAAGGAGAAACCAACUUUAAUUGGUCCGAAGAUCGAGAGAGAAGAUUCUUAAGCGAUCGGUUAUUAUCCGAGAUAUUGAAUCUUUUGUUUUGUGUAUAGAUAGAUACAAAUCGAAAGGUGUUUGUUAGUUAGUUUGGAUCGUUGGAAUGGCGCAGGGGGGAGGAGGAAGCAUGGACCCUGCCGUUCUAGACGACAUCAUUCGUCGUUUGUUGGAUUACAGAAACCCUAAGCCUGGAACCAAACAGGUUAUGCUCAACGAGUCUGAGAUCCGACAGCUUUGUAUGGUCUCUAGAGAGAUUUUCCUUCAACAGCCUAACCUCCUUGAGCUCGAAGCUCCCAUCAAGAUCUGCGGUGAUAUUCAUGGACAGUAUUCAGAUCUAUUGAGGCUAUUUGAAUAUGGAGGCUUCCCUCCUGCAGCUAACUAUUUAUUCUUAGGAGACUACGUUGACCGUGGGAAACAAAGCUUGGAAACAAUCUGUCUUCUCCUUGCCUACAAAAUCAAAUACCCUGAGAACUUCUUCCUUCUUAGAGGCAACCACGAGUGUGCUUCCAUCAACAGAAUCUACGGAUUCUACGAUGAGUGCAAACGUAGAUUCAGUGUGAGACUCUGGAAAGUCUUUACAGAUUCUUUUAACUGCCUCCCUGUAGCUGCUGUAAUAGACGAUAAGAUAUUAUGUAUGCACGGUGGUCUUUCUCCAGAUUUGACUAACGUGGAACAGAUUAAGAACAUUAAGAGACCUACUGAUGUUCCGGACUCUGGUCUGCUUUGUGAUCUUCUUUGGUCUGAUCCGAGUAAAGAUGUUAAAGGUUGGGGGAUGAAUGAUCGUGGAGUUUCUUACACGUUUGGGCCUGAUAAGGUUGCUGAGUUUUUGAUUAAGAAUGAUAUGGAUCUCAUCUGCCGUGCUCACCAGGUUGUAGAGGAUGGUUAUGAGUUCUUUGCUGAUAGACAGCUUGUGACUAUAUUCUCAGCUCCUAACUAUUGUGGUGAAUUUGAUAAUGCUGGUGCGAUGAUGAGUGUUGAUGAGAGUUUGAUGUGUUCUUUCCAAAUACUUAAGCCUGCGGAUCGGAGGCCCCGGUUCUUAUGAUGUAAAGAGUUUGAACCCUCUGCGGGAAAGAAGACAUGAACGCGGGAGAUAGAGAAGCCUUUGAUGCUCCCUGAGAAUUUGUCCUGAAGCCUUUGCAAGAAGGCUUACAACUACAUUUUACAUGUUGUUAUAUCAUCCUUUUACUUACUUAAACACUUUCUUUUCUCAAAAACUUUAUGUUCGUUAUCUUCUUGCGACUCAUAUUAGACAGUAAAAAAGUCUGCAAAGUUUUAUUCUUUCAUCAAC
Molecule: messenger RNA, 1423 nt
Organism: Eruca vesicaria subsp. sativa (arugula)
Lineage: Eukaryota; Viridiplantae; Streptophyta; Magnoliopsida; Brassicales; Brassicaceae
Source: the annotation of a GenBank genome assembly